CGCCGACUGAAGCAACAAACCUAAGAUGCAUAGAGCAGUAGUUGCAGCCCUUAUUGUGGCGGUGGUCAUGAAUCUCCAGCAAACGGCUUCCGGGGAAACCCUGAAGCACUUCGAACGUGAGUUGGUGUCCGAGUUGGCGGCGCAGAUCCUGCGCGUGGUUCAGGGACCCUCGGCCUUCGUCGCGGGACCUCACAAGCGCAACUCGGAGCUGAUCAACUCCCUCCUGGGGAUCCCCAAGGUCAUGACCGACGCCGGGAGGAGAUAGAGAAUGAAAGGAAAACUACAUGCUGCAGAAAGGAUUAUGGACAUCAAAAAUAUUUCCCAGAGCACUUCCAUCUCUUUAUCUUGAUAAGAAAAAAAAGUUGCAACACCAAUGUAUUCCAUUUAUUUUCCGAGAAACUAAAUAAAUUGC
Penaeus monodon (black tiger shrimp) is the source of this 412-nucleotide messenger RNA. RefSeq names its product pigment-dispersing hormone type 1-like. Gene Ontology annotation, biological process: response to light stimulus. The transcript is spliced from 4 exons. Gene Ontology annotation, cellular component: extracellular region. The record is from RefSeq and is a predicted model, not a curated record. The coding region runs from base 26 to 265 and encodes 79 amino acids. Lineage: Eukaryota; Metazoa; Arthropoda; Malacostraca; Decapoda; Penaeidae. Gene Ontology annotation, molecular function: hormone activity.